UCUCGUCCAACAGUUGACAUUUCAAGUGAUGCUUUGGGAAUAAAUUUUGUCGAUUUUAAAUGUAUUUAUAACAAAACUAAUUUAUUUUCGUAGUUUUAUAUAUUUUGCUUAAAAUGUGACGUUAGAGUUUUUAAUCUUAGAAAUAUGCACACAAGCUGUUUAAUGAUUACCAGUUGAAUUUGACAAGGUCUAUUACAAAACACUUGUAAUUUGUGUCUACCUAUUUGUGUAGUUUGUUUUUAUCCGAAAGGUCUAUUUUUUUCGAUGCAUUUCCGUGGCUUUUAUUCAGUGUUAAUCAAGUUCAAGUUGAAAUGGUUCGAGUCAAUAGUCUGAUGGCAUCCCAGGAGGGUGUGAAAACUCCUCAUCGCAUUGAGCUAUUUGAAGAAAAGAUAGUAAAGCCCAAAAGAAAUUAUAGAAAGCGCAGAAUAGUGGUUGCAACACCAACAAAAACUGAAAAUGAAGAAGUAACAUCAGAACCACCAAUUAAGAAAGAAACUAAAUCUAAACCUCUUAAAACCAACAACGGUAUCAGCAUAAUGACAAACGGUAUCAAUGUGAGAUCUCGCGCAGCCCGCGCAGCUGCUCGAACAGCUGAAAGUCACAAACUCACUGAAUACUUUAAGGAGGAGUUAAAAAGUCCCAAAAUAGAGAACCCUCCAUCUCCCUCGCCAAUUGAAAAGACUGCUAAAGUUGAAUCUAAGGCUGUGAAUGGCAGCAAUCAUAAAUUAACUGAAUACUUUCCUGUGAGACGCAGUGUAAGAAAGACUUCAAAAUGUGUCAUGGCUGAAAAGAUGAGGGACUUGGAGAGAGCAAUCAGGGAACAAAAAGAGGAUGGGUUACAGGUUGCUUAUUUCGAUGGCAAAGGUCGUGGAGUUAUAGCCACGCGUCCUUUCCACCGCGGCCAGUAUGUAGUGGAGUAUGUGGGCGAGCUUGUAGGUGUGGCGGAGGCUCGAGAGCGGGAGCGCAAGUACGCGCAGGAUCCCAACGCUGGCUGCUAUAUGUAUUACUUUAGACUGCAAGAUCAACAGUAUUGUAUCGACGCGACAUCGGAAUCGGGUCGGCUCGGUCGCUUAGUGAACCACUCUCGCAAUGGGAACUUGUCUACCAAAGCUGUGUGGGUGGACGGGCCCAGGCUGGUGUUGCUGGCCGCACAGGACAUAUCCGCUGGCGAGGAGCUUACAUAUGACUACGGGGAUCGGUCCAAGGAGUCGCUGCGUCACCACCCCUGGCUUGCGCUUUGACCUGGAUUGCCUUCAGAAAUCUCAAUUUGACUACUAAGGAUUAUUUAUUAAUUUAAACUUAGCUGUUAAGUUUGUUUGUUAUAAUUAUGUAAGGUUUGAUAUUUAAUAUAAUGUUAUGUAGUGACACAAGUGGCCUAGGAAUAGUUUUGAUACUUGAACAGGGUGGUUCUUGUAUUGCCUUAUGCCACAAGGAUUAAACUUGUGAGUAAGGUGAAAAAUUAAGCUUCAAAUCAUACUAUCCCAUUUUUGUAACUAGCCAAAGAAUAAGUAGAAAAUAAAAGAUUUUCUUAAAGUUUCACAGAGUAAUAUAAACUUGUCUCUGUCUAGCUUAUGUUACAGUGAUGAGAGCGAAUGGGAUAGCAUGCAGUUUCGCUUUAAUCCUCUAAUGACGAGUAUUUGCUAUACAUUUACGUCAUUGCGCUGAUAUUGAGCAAAUGACCUAUUUGUAUUCCUAGACGAAGGUAUACGGAAAUGUUUAUGAUCAGACAAACUUACAAAAUAAGUAUUUCCAUAGUAUCAGUAUUUACGGUUAUAUCUAAUAAAAGAGAAGAUUACAUUUGAUUGUAGGCUAGUGAUAUGUUACUCGGAGUGUUGAAGAAACAGUUCAUGUUAUGAACAUAAUAAUUGUAUGGAUGCCUCUGAAAGAGAUUUAUAUUCAUCUGUAAUAAUUUAUCCAAACGAGAAGCUAUUUUUAUUGCACUUUUGGCAAAUAAAGAUAACAAAAUAAACAACAUUUAGUUGUAGAGAAUGCUCGGUUUAACUGCGAAUCUGUUUACGUAAUAUCAUACAAUAGCGGUUAGAUCUAGAGAAUUUCCAGUGGAAGCGAGAGUAUUGGUACGUUUAAUAGAAGGCUGAAUGCUUCAAUGGUAGAUGGGAAAAUCAUUUAAACCGAAAUGAGAAUCAUCUACCAAUGUCCUUAUUAGGCUCAGCCUUCACAAAAAACGUGUAAAGUGAGUUUUGCGUGAGUUGCAAUUUCUAUUUUAGUGACAUGUACUACGACGCGUAGACAUAGUUACAUAAUAAUGUAUGAAACAUGUCACAUGAAGUAAUUUAGAAAUUUUGCACCGGUAGAAAAAUUCUGGAUACAAUCGAAUCGCCAAAAAGAGACUCGGAUCCCUGAUUCGAAGUCUGCCUUAUUUAACUAAGAACGCGAAUGGACAAAACCAAUGAAGACUAUGAUAUUUUUUGUACAAAAUAAGUAUAAACGUACUGAAUAUAAUAUAUUGUAUAUUACGGAUAAUAUGCUUCAUCAUAAUAUAUUGAAGUAUUAUGUUUUAAAUUAAGUUAACGAUUUAAUCACUUGUUUCUCAAAUUAAGUUCAACACACAAACUCGAAUAGUUUAUGUACUUUUCUUAAGAUUAAGCGGUUGAGUUUUGCGAGAGCGUUAUACGUAUUUCUCAUGGAAUGUGUUAAGAUCCACCAAUUUGUGAUUUGGGUUAUCAUAAGAACAUAACUAUAUCGUAAAUCGUUAAAAGAUGUACAAAAAAUUUGUUAUGAGGCUCUAUGACGCAGAUCUUGUAAACUAAUGGUCUGAGCAAUGAAAAAUAGAAAAUAUUUCCCAUUGUCCCUCGUCUGACAUCUUACAAAUGCAUUUGAAUUCUCAUAACAAUAGAUAAUUUGAGAAAUUUAUAUUUGUCCAUCACAAGUCAGCUGAAUGAUUAAAAACCAACUUAUUUUGAGGGAAACUGUUAUUGAGUUCAACAGGGACAUCUAAAAGAAAGACAGAGUUAAAUUGCAAUAAUCUAUGACAAAAAUAUUGAUGUUUAUCUCUCUAAUAUAAGUACAUUCAACACAAAUGAUUUUAUAAGCGUUUGUGAUAUAGACUCAUUCAUAAGAACGAAUAUGUUAUACAUCGACGUGUUCCCGAUUGCACCAUUUUCCUGUAUUAAGAUUAAAAUAGCCGUCCACAAGCAAUAAUUUCGGUAUUCCUUAAAUAGAUUGUGCACUUUUGUUUAAAAAUUCGCUAAUGACUAAUUGGUAUGAUAUGGGACUUGACGUGUUUUCUAUAAUAAUUAUUAUUAGUAUUUCGAUAUUAGGGUUUGGAUGGACAUACUUUCAUAUUAAGUUUAGUAUGGCAUUAUCGAUUAAUUCAGUAAUAUCUGAAGGUAAAUAUGCAAAUCGUUGAAUUCGUUUAUUUAACACAGCAACAUUUAUCUCUUAAUAUAAUAUGUUCUUUAUGAAUAUUUUUAGUUUCAUGGAUUUUAACGGUUUGCAUAGUUUGAUACAAUCACAUGAUGAAGAAAAUGCUGAUUCUCUUAAUUUAUUGAAUUGAAUAGAAAUCCUAAAUAGGGUCACUUUUCAACUAAAGGAAGACUCGGUAUGUUGAAAUAUAAUAUUGCUUUUGUAGUUCCUACUCCCCGAAUAAUUCUAGACUAAUGCCUUAUAUGGAUUCCUAACAAAAAGUUAUUUAAUAACUACCCACAAAGGCUUAGAUUUUUUGAGUCUGUAAGUAAAAUAUCUAGUUUAAAUUCUUGUUAGUAUUCUCAUAUUUAACGUAAUUCUUUUAUAUGUAAUAGUAAUAUAUUUUCGAACACGUUUUAUUGCAUUUUAUUUAAUAAAAUUAAGUAGGGCGUUUGAAUAGCGAUAGAUUUAGUUCAUGUUUAUAUUUAUAUUUAUAUUUGAAUAACUUAGUGGCUAGUGCAUAUCUACAUAGUUACUCGUAAACGCGACGUGGAUUAAUAAGUAUCUUUUGCUGUCAUUUGAAUCUUCUAACUUUCAUCUGAUUCUGAUUUGCAUGCAACUUUAUGAAAAUCAUUGGAAUGUUAUAUAUUUUGUUUUAUUUUUAUCUAAUUUUAUCUUGAAAUAAUUCCACGUCGCGUAUCUUUUCAUUUAAAUUAUGGCCAUCAAUAAUGUAACUGCAAUAAAACGCACGUCCUACUCGUGUACACCAAAUAUACAAAAGAAAUAUUUUUAUAGGUAAAAUGAAAUUUUAAUUUUAAGUAACUUUAAUACAUCAUUGUUUUACAUGUUAUUGUUUGUAUGUGAAUUAUUAUACAUAUAGGAAGUACGAACAAUAGUUAAAAUGUAAUGUGAAAAGCUAUUUUCAUAAGUAGCGAUUUUGUAAGACUUAAUUAUUAUUAAUAUGCGGGCCGCUACGCACUGCCCUAAUGAUAAUAUUAUAUUAAUCAAUCAGUAGUGAUCGAGAAUUGAAUGAAAUAAAUAAAUUAUGAAAAAUAA
This is a messenger RNA of Colias croceus (clouded yellow), 4419 nucleotides long. It is a transcript of the gene Set8, whose product is annotated as histone-lysine N-methyltransferase PR-Set7. NCBI's taxonomy places the organism in Eukaryota, Metazoa, Arthropoda, Insecta, Lepidoptera, Pieridae. Gene Ontology annotation, molecular function: histone H4K20 methyltransferase activity; protein binding. The transcript is spliced from 6 exons. The record is from RefSeq and is a predicted model, not a curated record. Bases 312 to 1241 code for a protein of 309 amino acids.